GCUGAGCCUUCCUUGACUUCCCUACUUGUCAGACUGCCUGAAUAUUUUAUCGGAGGGUUCAAUUGUGAUAGGUGGAUGAUCAAGUUGUCCCUGGUGGACUUGGUUCUCAUCCAGAUCUUUCCCCGUACUAUAUAUCUCGCCAGAUUCCCAAUUCAAUUCUCCAUUAGGGUCAACACUGGUCCAUCCUCUUUGCCUUCAAAACCUUGAAAACACAUCCUGGUAAGUUCUCAAACCCAUACGACAGAUAAUCUAUGGGAACUGAUCAGGAAUCUAAACAAGAUACAGCCCAACAUGAAGCUACCGUCGCUCAUCAAGAUCGCAACCCUUGCAGGCCUUGCCUGCAACUCCCUCUCCGUUAGCGCACUGAAGGUUGGAGAAAUUGUCGUCUUUAAGGGUUAUCAGUGCGACUCCAAUGGUCUAGUCCUUCAGCUUGAUCAGAGUGCUAAUAACCGCGUAUCCACUAUCUCUCAAUCGGGUGGGGCUGUCUUGAGAUGGCUGAAUCCUGGCUGUAAAGUGUAUUUGUGCUUUGCCGGUUAUGGGUGCGGGGAUGGUGCAUCUGUAGUACAGGAAUUGAAGCCUAAUACAUGUUUGCUGUCGAAGGCAGGGGAUGCCUGGAGAGUGUGGGAUAAGUUGCUUUUUAUUUGCGAUUAGGCUUGGGAAGUAAUGGAAUUCAUUCCAUGUAUAUGGAAUGGAAAAUAAUCCCGAUGUCACAUAGUGGAAACACCGCAUUCGGAAAGACCACGAGUUUAAUAAACAGUGCAACUGUAUAUAAGGAAAACUCUGCUUCCGUCCUAAUUCUCAGCCAACUGCAUGAUGGGCCAUCCAUGGACUGGCCAUGGCGAGGUCUAUUCCUUUUCUUCGUGGAGAAUGUGAUUGGAACCAUUAUAGUCACAAGCGGAAAUAAACAAUUUUCUCCCCAAUAGAUAGCACCAAUAUCAUCAUACUACUUAGCCGCCACACCUAGGUCCUACCCUGAGUGUCG
Molecule: messenger RNA, 982 nt
Organism: Aspergillus pseudotamarii
Lineage: Eukaryota; Fungi; Ascomycota; Eurotiomycetes; Eurotiales; Aspergillaceae
Exons: 1
Coding region: 292-651 (119 amino acids)
Source: RefSeq, a predicted model, not a curated record